Messenger RNA from Puccinia triticina, 426 nucleotides. RefSeq lists its product as uncharacterized. The transcript is spliced from 2 exons. The record is from RefSeq and is a predicted model, not a curated record. Bases 1 to 426 code for a protein of 141 amino acids. Lineage: Eukaryota; Fungi; Basidiomycota; Pucciniomycetes; Pucciniales; Pucciniaceae.
AUGACUCCAAAGAGGCCCAUCAUCUGGCAAUCAGGAUCCUCAAACUACUCUCUAAAGGCUGAGGAUGUUCCAAAUCCCCUCAACGGAGCCAAUUGUCAACCAGCACAGGUUCAACUCGCAAGGCCACUUGGCUGUGCUUUUGAAGCUGCAAAAUUGGCUGCUGACCCAUCUAGACCGGCAUUGAGGCCUGGGCUACCCCACGCUGCUGUCACGGUACAACAACAUGAAUCCAGCCCAAAAAACGGCGGCUUUACCCAUCUGGUCACGACCACAUUGUCUUCAUUGGCGGGGACGCAGACAGGCUUGUUGGAUCAGGCGUUGGGCAAGAUUGCGGAAGAGAUUGAGCCCCCGCGGCAGUUGAAAGUCGGCCAGGUCCUUGGGAUCAACCUGGGUAAAAACAUAUGUUUGCCAGCAGAGAUCGGUUGA